Vicugna pacos (alpaca) is the source of this 879-nucleotide messenger RNA. RefSeq names its product caspase recruitment domain family member 19 (gene CARD19). The record is from RefSeq and is a predicted model, not a curated record. NCBI's taxonomy places the organism in Eukaryota, Metazoa, Chordata, Mammalia, Artiodactyla, Camelidae. Gene Ontology annotation, cellular component: mitochondrion.
UGAGGGCGGGGUAGAGCUAGUAGCGCCGAUGCCGGGGCGGGGCCCGCCGGGAGAAAGCUCGUCGUAGCGGGUGGCGGUCGCUGGGGCCGACCGGCAGCGGACGGACAACCGGACAGAGGGACGGCUGCAGGGGGACGGGCCGGGCCGGCUCGGUGCACGCCGUGCCGCCGCCAUGACAGAGCAGACCUACUGCGACCGCCUGGUCCAGGACACACCCUUCCUCACAGGUCUCGGGCGCCUGAGUGAGCAGCAAGUGGACAAGAUUAUCCUCCAGCUGAAUCGUUACUACCCCCAAAUCCUCAGCAACAAGGACGCGGAAAAGUUCCGGAACCCCAAAGUAUCCCUGCGAGUGCGGCUCUGUGACCUCUUGGGCCACCUGCAGCGAAGCGGUGAGCGGGACUGCCAGGAGUUCUACCGGGCCCUGUACAUCCACGCCCAGCCCCUGCACAGCUGCUUGCCUAGCCGCCACGCCCUGCAGAACUCAGAUUGCACAGAGCUAGACUCGGGCACCGCAAGCCGUGAGCUCAGUGACAGGGGACCCAUGGCCUUCUUGACCUGCCUCGGCCUGGCCGCAGGGCUGGCCCUCCUGCUCUACUGCUGCCCUCCAGACCCCAAGGUGCUGCCAGGGGCCCGGCGCGUCCUGGGCUUCUCCCCUGUCAUCAUUGACAGACACGUCAGCCGCUUCCUGCUGGCCUUCCUCACAGACGACCUGGGGGGGCUCUGACGCACCCCAGCCCUGCCACUUACCUGCUUGCCACCCCGGGGACUUCCUUCUUUUCUAAGUGUUUCUUUCUCACUAUUUAUAAUUUCUGUAACAAGCACUUUACCUUCACUGUACAAAGGUGCUCAACAAUAUUAAAUGUUUGAGUCUCAACCCUU